Messenger RNA from Mesocricetus auratus (golden hamster), 2647 nucleotides. RefSeq names its product hes family bHLH transcription factor 7 (gene Hes7). Lineage: Eukaryota; Metazoa; Chordata; Mammalia; Rodentia; Cricetidae. Gene Ontology annotation, cellular component: nucleus. Gene Ontology annotation, molecular function: protein dimerization activity; DNA-binding transcription factor activity, RNA polymerase II-specific; RNA polymerase II cis-regulatory region sequence-specific DNA binding. Gene Ontology annotation, biological process: regulation of transcription by RNA polymerase II; anterior/posterior pattern specification; regulation of neurogenesis. The coding region runs from base 1081 to 1758 and encodes 225 amino acids. The transcript has 4 exons. The record is from RefSeq and is a predicted model, not a curated record.
UUGUAGCCCUGUUCUUUCCCCCGUGUCUUCUCGUCAUGUUAGAUAUCGGUUUUACCUUCUCAGGCACUUCGUCCUGAAGUCUCCAAGUGCUGACACAUCCUUCCGUAGAGGGUCUUGCUCUUGGUUUGAGGUGGGUGCAGAUCCCCUUUUGUAACCAACCCUUUCUUGUCCCUCUAGCAAAUCUCACAUUUUCCCUGUUUUCCCACAGUCACUAGACGCCUCCAGAGGCAAGUAACUCCGGUGCACUUGUGUGAGGUUUUCCCGUUAGCCAUACUCCUGAAUUCAGUUUUAAACCAAAUGUUUGUAAAUGGAAAAUUUUCUUCAUUCCUACUUAUACUUUGAGGACUUCAUCCCUUUUUUUUUUUCUAGAAGUUUCCUUUGCUCCCACCUCCCUCCCCCCCAAGUCCAGCCAUCCUCAAGGAAAUCUGUUCUGGGGCACUCGCUUCACUUCGCUUCUGUAAUAGUCGCUUGACGGCAGACUCGGCUUAUCACUGGGUCUGCAGGCGUUAGUAGAGGAGGUAUUGCGGGGAUUGAGUAGAAGGGACAGGCACCACGGCAUGCUUUCCCGCAGCCUGCUCUGCGCCUUUAGGGUCGGUCUGCUCCUUCUGCCCAAGAGGAGGGACGACUUGGGGGAAGAUACAUAGCAUUCAGCCUGGAGGCUGAAGCGCGCUGACAUUCAUUUCAGUGUUGAUGAAGCCAUAGUGAACCUCCAAGAAAUCUACUCUCCUAGGAGAUCCCCAAGUUUCAUGUCUAAGCCAGUUGUGUCCCAAUUCACUUAAACUCCCUUCCCCUAACAUUCCCCUCCCUUCAGUUGGGUCCCGCCUUCUUAUACAGCCUAAUGGUCCUUAAACCAACCUGUGACCCCUUCCUUCCCACGCUUCCCACACUUGGGGCCAAUUCCUCUCCGUCCCCUCCCCCUGCAGUCCCCGCCUUUCCGGGAGCCUCGUGCCCGGGCUCUUUGCCCUAGGCAUCCAGGAGCUGAGGGGGGCGGGGCUGGGUCCUCUCCCUCCUACCCUGCUCUGGCGGGAUAUAAAAGUCUAGGGAGCACGCGUCGUGUCCACCGCAGGGUCCGGAGGCGCAAUGGUCACUCGGGAUCGAGCUGAGAAUAGGGACGGCCCCAAGAUGCUGAAGCCGUUGGUGGAGAAGCGGCGCCGGGACCGCAUCAACCGCAGCCUGGAAGAGCUGCGACUGCUACUGUUGGAGAGGACCAGGGACCAGAACCUCCGGAACCCGAAGCUGGAGAAAGCAGAGAUACUGGAGUUCGCCGUGGGCUACUUGAGGGAGCGAAGCCGGGUGGAGCCCCCGGGGGCUCCCCGGUCCCCAGGCCAGGACGCCGAGGCGCUCGCCAGCUGCUACUUGUCCGGUUUCCGCGAGUGCCUGCUUCGCUUGGCGGCCUUCGCGCACGACGCCAGCCCCGCCGCCCGCUCCCAGCUUUUCUCCGCUCUGCACGGCUACCGGCGCCCCAAACCGCCCCGGCCAGAGGCUGUAGAUCCAGGGAUCCCAGCACCGCGCCCACCGCUGGACCCCGCUUCACCCAUCCUUGGCCCCGCGCUGCACCCGCGCCCCCAAGUGCACCAGGCCCCCCCUAGUCCCCGCUGCGCUUGGUCCCCAUCCCACUGCUCCCCUCGCGCCGGGGAUUCCGGCGCGCCGGCGCCCCUCACCGGACUGCUGCCACCGCCGCCGCCGCCUUACAGACAAGACGGGGCGCCCAAGGCCCCGCCACUCCCACCGCCCGCGUUUUGGAGACCUUGGCCCUGAGCUUUGCGGGGCUGUGGCGGGGAUUGGGGGUGGGGUAGAGACUCCAGCCAGAGUGCAGGAGAGGGAUCCGGGCGUCGGGGCGAGGAGGGCAGCGGGGCGCGCGGGCUCAGCGCGCGGGUGAGAUGUGGUUUAUAUUAGAGUAUCUAUAUAAAUAUAUAUUUUCCUAUUCCUUUUCCCUGCUCCACUACCCUGUGUGUAGGAUUGUACCCUCUCUACCCCAGUCCAGUUCCAGUCCCUUCCCUAGUCCCUAGUGCAUGGAAUAAAAUGGUUAUCAAAUCCCGGUGUGUCCCCUAGCCAGGGGCCUGCCUCUAUAUCGGUGCCACGCCCAUUUGCACAUUCCCUUCUCCCACAUUUAGGCCUGCUCUCCACGGCCCAAGCCAUGGGGCAGACAGGUAAGUAACAAACCGAGAGACAGACUGAGGUUGAAACUGGACUCGAAAAUAAAUUGGGUUAAGUGAAAGCCAAGAAAAGUUUAAUAAAACCGACUCUGGUGGGAUUCGAACCCACAACCUUUGAAUGGCUUUUUCGUCACUAGAAGUCCAAUGCGCUAUCCAUUGCGCCACAGAGCCACAUGGCGGGCGGCGCCUUCUUCCAGCUUACGGAGACUAGCAUAGAAAAAAAAGGUAGCGCGGGAAGGGCAGAGAGUGCGGAGCUGUGUCAUCGGAGACGGAGGCGAAGAUCUGAGAGGCUAGCGGAAUGAGGCGAGAUGCAGUGCACGCGUGAGCUAGGUGGGAAUGAGGGUGGACGCGGGUGAGGGGAGCAGGGAGGGACAGUCACGGAGUUUGAACCAGCCAGCAGUGCAAAGCUCGGGCGGCUCCUUGGGCUGCCAAGCUCACACUCGCUCGGUUCCCAGAUUUGAUCCCACUAAAUAAAUUUGUUUUGUUGUAAA